UCGCUCGCGCUGCCAAACAUUUGCACAGUGCGGGUGCCACCGUGGGAGUUCAGCAGGGGGACGCCCGCGCGCUCUUCCCGGACGGAUUUCCGCGGCGCUUUGGAUUACUCUUGUCCAGCUUUUCAGUCCGCUAUUCUCGUGCGUAAAGAAAUGUCCUGCGCGGCUGGGGAAGAUGGAUCGUGACGCGCGAGGACGGAGCUGAGCCGCGAGCGCGGACGCGGUGCAGUUUGGCGCUGAUAUUGUUUUUCUAUUACUCUUUUUUUGUUGUUGUUCUGUUAGCUUUUUUUGCGCUUGAAUCGGAGGAUGCAAACGCUUUUUGGUGCGCGCUGCUGCGGCGUUUUGCACGCGGCUGUUUUUUGCGCAUUUGGCACACGGGCGAAAUUAAUGCUUAGAAUAAAAUUUAAACCGCAAAAAAUUAUGUGAUUUUUUUUUAUCAUUUCUGCAAAGAGAUGCAAAACGACGCUGCUUUUGAGCACACGUGCAGCGCGCGCGCGGAAAUACUCUCGGCAACUUUAGUUAUUCUCUGUUAUUGUUUUUCUUUUUUUUCUUUUUUUGGUCUUUCUCUUUUUUGCACGGAGGCGCACCGAGGCGAACGAACCGAGGUGCGGACGGCGGAGCUGCCGGUGUUUGGUUGUUGCUUUGCUCGCUUGGACCCCCGGCAUCUUGGCCGCUGGGGACGUCGUGGUCGUUGUGGACGUCGUGGUCAUCUUUUUUUCCCACCGCCCACCCUUCUUCCACAUUUCUGGCUCGCGCUGAGCAAUGACGGCUCGCGGGCUCGCGCUGCUGGCCCUGCUGCUGCUGUUGGUACCCUUCCUCGUGCUCCUUCUUGCCCCCGCCACCUGCCUCGCGCACCCGCAGCCGUGCCAGGUGCUCAAGCUCGUCGGUCACACGGUGCGUGUCGGAGCCUUGCACCUGCAGCCGCGCGCGCUCCGGCAUCAUCAACAGCAGCAACAACAGUAUCAGCACCAGCAGCAGCAUCAGUCGCAGCAUUCUGCCGUUCCCAGGAGGAAAACUUUGGACCACGACUGGGAGCGGGACUGGGACCGCGACUGGGAACGGGACUGGGACCGAGACCUGGAGUCGGGGGUGGUCGCCAGAAGCGUGAACGAGCUGGGCGCACGAGCCAUCAGGGGUAGAGGCUCGAGCCACAAAGGCGCGAAAAGUAAGAACGCACUCAAACAAGUGGAGUCGGAGAGCGCGUUCCUGCCCCGGGACUCCAUUCUGCUCGCCACCGAGACGCUCAACCGCCUGCCCGGCCUGCUGCCCUACAACCUGUCGCUGGAGAUCGUGAUGGCGGUGGAGGCUGGUCUCGGGGAGCUGCCGGCCUUCUCCUUCCCGUCCUCCUCCUCACCCUCCUCCACCCCGGCCUGCACCGACCCCGUCUCCUUCCUGCACAGCGUCUGCCACACGGUCAUCGUCCAGGGGGUCUCUGCCAUCAUGGCGUUCCCUCAGAACAGGGACGAGUUGGUCAAGCUGGAGUUUAUCUCGACGUCGCUUCAGAUUCCGGUCGUCAGCGUCGUUCAGAGGGAGUUUAGGCGACAGAGUAAGAACGCCCUCCACUUCCAGAUGGCCAUGAUGAACCCCCCAACUCCUCAGGCUGAACUCAUCUUCUCCCUCCUGUCCAUCAAUAACUGGUACGACGUCAGUCUGCUGAUGUGUCAAGAACUGAACGUCUCGCGCUUCGUCUUCCUGCUCCGCAACAACACCAAAUUUCACCUGGGGUCCGUGGUCAACAUCUCCACCAACUCCAGCAACAAGGGGGACUUCCAGACCACCCUGCAGGGCCACCUGGACUCCAUCAAGGACUCCACCUCCACCAUCGUGACGUUCGGAUGUGAUAUUCGGGACAUAAAGAGGAUCUUUACCACGGUGCUGAAGUUUGGGUUGAUGCUGCCUGACUAUCACUGGAUUUUAGGCGAUUCCCAGAACGUGGAGGAGUUAAGGACCGAGGGGCUGCCAAUGGGUCUGCUCGCACACGGGCGAAUGAGCCAGCCCUCCCUGGACCACUACGUCCAGGACGCUUUGGAGCUCGUGACCAGAGCCGUGGGGUCUGCUGCCAUGGUCUCUCCGGAGCUGGCGCUCAUCCCUGGCAUCACAAACUGCAUGGCUAUAGAGGAGAAGAAUCUCACCUCAGGAAAAUAUCUGUCCAGAUUCAUGGCGAACACGUCGUUUGAUGGACUUAGUGGCUACGUUCACGUUCGAGAGGAAUCUACCGUUAUCUCCGAAAGCCAUCACUUCAUCUGGAACCUGCAGCACGACCCCAUCGGGAACCCCAUGUGGACCCGGCUCGGGUCUUGGAAGCAGGGGAAGGUAGUGAUGGACUACGGCGCCUGGUCCACCAACAGACAGUCCUACCCUGGAGGCGACUGGAGGCAUUCCUCGAGGCUGCACUUGAGGGUUGUCACCCUAGUGGAGCAUCCCUUUGUGUUCACCCGAGAAGUGGACGAUGAUGGGCAAUGCCCUGCAGGGCAGCUUUGCCUGGAUCCGCUAACGAACAAUACGGCGCUACUGGAGAGCCUCUUCCAGGGCCUUCAAGGGGGAAACGACACCGUUCCAAUGGAGUUUAAGAAGUGCUGCUACGGCUACUGCAUUGACCUUCUGGAAAAGCUAGCCGAGGACAUGGGCUUCGACUUCGACCUCUACAUUGUCGGGGACGGAAAAUACGGUGCCUACAAGAACGGCCGCUGGACCGGUCUAGUAGGCGACCUCAUGAGCGGAGCGGCACAUCUGGCGGUCACCUCCUUCAGCAUCAACUCUGCUCGCAGCCAGGUGAUCGACUUCACCAGCCCCUUCUUCUCCACCAGCUUGGGCAUCCUGGUCAGGACUAGAGACACAGCUGCACCAAUCGGAGCCUUUAUGUGGCCCCUGCACUGGAGUAUGUGGCUUGGAAUAUUCGUGUCCCUGCAUGUGACCGCAGUGUUUCUGACCCUGUACGAGUGGAAGAGUCCUUUCGGGAUGACGCCGAAGGGACGGAAUAGGGAUCGCGUCUUUUCCUUCUCCUCAGCUCUUAACGUUUGCUACGCCAUCUUAUUCGGAAGGACAGCCGCCAUUAAGCCGCCAAAGUGCUGGACGGGCCGUUUUCUCAUGAACCUCUGGGCUAUAUUCUGUCUGUUUUGUCUGUCUACAUACACGGCCAAUCUCGCUGCCGUAAUGGUCGGGGAAAAAACUUACGAGCAGCUCUCAGGUAUACACGAUCCGAAGCUCCACCAUCCAUCACAGGGCUUCCGGUUCGGAACAGUGCGAGAGAGCAGUGCUGAGGAUUAUGUGAAAAAAAGCUUCCCAGAGAUGCACGAAUACAUGAGGCGCUAUAAUGUCCCUACGACCCCCGAUGGAAUAGACCACCUUAAAGCUGAUCCUCAGAAACUGGACGCUUUUAUCAUGGACAAAGCCCUCUUAGACUAUGAAGUGUCCAUUGAUGCUGACUGCAAAACUCUCACAGUGGGGAAGCCAUUUGCAAUUGAAGGCUACGGCAUUGGUCUGAAACAGAAUUCCCCUCUGACUUCAAACAUCUCAGAGCUGGUCAGUCAGUAUAAGUCAGAUGGAUUUAUGGACAUGCUUCAUGAUAAAUGGUAUAAAGUGGUGCCCUGUGGUAAAAGAAGUUUUGCAGUCACAGAGACGUUACAGAUGGGGAUCAAACACUUCUCAGGGUUAUUUGUAAUGCUCUGCGUGGGCGUGGCGCUGUCUCUGCUCACCACCAUUGCUGAACACAUCGUCCACCGCUGGGUGAUCCCCAGAAUGCAGAACAAGCCGCAGUACCAGUACUGGCUUCACACCAGUCAGAGAUUACAUCGAGCACUUAACCCGACCUUCAGCGAAGACAAAUUAGCCACUGUGGCGAAACCAGAAAAAAGGUGCAACAUCGGGAACAACCAGCAGCCGCUGUGGAGCACUUCAGAGAACUCCAUCUGCACCCGGCGGCAUCCGUCCAACCAGGAGGGGCAGCAGAACGACUUGGAGUGUUUACAGUGCAAAGAGCUCUCGCUCCCGCCCCCGCCGGUGAAGAGACAGCUUCCCCUGCAGGCCACGUCCAACGGGAAAACGGACCUGCUGGGCCUGGCGCGCAACCCCAUAGUGCAGGAGCUGACGGACCUGGAGUCACAGAUCCAGAUCAUCAAGCAGCAGCUGCAGAUAGCCAUGAAGAAGAAGAAAGAGCUGGAGCAGUAUCAGCAGACAAAAAUGGCAAGUGAGCCCUAGAGCUUCCGGAGCUCUUUUUGUGGCCGGACUCUCGUGUGCACUUUUCUCGUGCAGCGCUCUGAGACUCGGACCUAAUGGCGGAUUAUCGCAGAUUCGCUUCCUGAGGGAGUGAAGCGGUCUCAGUGUGUACCUCUGCACAUCUUUUUAAAAAGGCAGCGUUAUUUUUCUCUAUCGAUUUCUUUGGAAUUCACACUGGACUGACCAAAUGCUGCUCUGAAUAUGUGGGAGAGGAUGCUAAUGGAUAAGAGAGUCAAAGGGUUAAAAAAAGGCCGAUUUAUACUUCUGCACCAAGUCAAUCUGUGUAGUUGAGUUGCAUUGGGCAUCAAUUGCACCAAUAAAACCCUAGACUAGGGGUUGGCAAUUAAGUUUUGCCGCGGGCCAGAUAUUUUCCAAGCCAUUACGUGGCAAGCCACAAAAAAAAAAAAUCUGUUUUGGAAAAUGAAGUGUAAUGGGACGAAGCACUACAGACUAGAAGCACUACUGGGCUCUCCAGCCCAGAGGGUUGUUGAACCCAAUUGCAGAACAGCUGACCUCAAAGCAGGUAAACCGAAGAAGAAAGGAAUAAAUAAAUAAACACACCGCUCCUCACGCAGGAUCGAACCCGUGUCUUCAGGGUCAUGGUCCAAUACACUAUCACUGACCCAGCUAGUGAACUGAGACAAAAUAUAAGCCUUUAUAAGGAGAAAGAGAGCCCAAGAACAGGCGGAAAAACAUGAACGGGCGGAAACUAAAGUCACGCCGAGUGCGACAGAGAGAGACAGGGGAGGAAUGUAAACAAAAGCUCGCCAGAGAAGCAUUUUAUUUAUUUUUUAUUUUUUCAUUAUCGUUCAUUAUAGUUCAAACAACCUCACGGGCCAGAUGUUGCAAGCUCCUGCAGGCCACCUAUUUUUAUGUUGCCGACCCCUGCACUAGGCGAAGACGGCAAAGAUGGCAAAGAAUGAAAUUUUUGAGAUGCACCUGAAUUUCUUAUCCUAGGAAAAACAAGUGCCAAAAAACCUUCAAAGAACUUUCAUUAAUUUAGAUUUUUUCAUUAUUUCUGAACAUAUCAAUCCUCCCUAUUACAUUAAUGCAACACAGAUUUGAAGCAGAAGCAUAAAUCGGCCCUCAGGAACCUGGAUACGGCCAGCAUCCCCCAGAGCUCUACUUUCACUGGUACUGUAGUGUGUGUUUUUGUGCGGGACUGUCCGAGGGGGGAAGAUGCUCUGUGUAUCAAAGCGACAGGUGUUUAUUUAUGGUGUCACAGUGUGAUGUAUGGUAGCACCUCCUGCAUAUUGAUAUAAUGCGCUCCACCGUUUUAUAGAAGAAAGCAUGAUUGCUGCCUCUCGGUUUGCGACGGGGGAGUCUUUACUGUCAACUGCUAAAGGGUUCCCGGCCUGUUCAUUAAAAAAGCUUUCACAUAC
Molecule: messenger RNA, 5594 nt
Organism: Astyanax mexicanus (Mexican tetra)
Lineage: Eukaryota; Metazoa; Chordata; Actinopteri; Characiformes; Acestrorhamphidae
Gene: grin3a
Product: glutamate receptor, ionotropic, N-methyl-D-aspartate 3A
Exons: 9
Coding region: 760-4194 (1144 amino acids)
Biological process (GO): ionotropic glutamate receptor signaling pathway; monoatomic ion transport; modulation of chemical synaptic transmission
Cellular component (GO): postsynaptic membrane; plasma membrane
Molecular function (GO): NMDA glutamate receptor activity; transmitter-gated monoatomic ion channel activity involved in regulation of postsynaptic membrane potential
Source: RefSeq, a predicted model, not a curated record